UCUGUGUUACAAGAAGAAUUAAAAUCCAUUCACGCAUUCUCUCAAAAAACAUACACACCAGAACAGUGGGAAGAAGAAAAGAAGAAGUAAAAUGGUAGAAAACAAUUUCCAGCAAUCAUCUGAAAAACUACACUCUGAAUUGCUUAUAAAAGUAUCAGCACCUGGUAAAGUUAUUCUACAUGGAGAGCAUUCUGUUGUGUUUGGAAAACUUGCCAUUGCUGCAAGUCUUGGAUUACGCACAAAACUUUCUCUUUCUGAACUAAAAAGUGAUAUUGAACUUAACAUGCUGACUAUUCAGCUAAAAGAUCUUAAUUUGAUUCAAUCAUAUGACGUAAAGAUUAUUCAACAAGAUCUUUUAGCAAAAUGUCGGUCUAUAAUAAAAAAUAAUCCGAAUUAUAGCUUGGAAAAUCCACAAUUAAUUAAUCAUGAAGAAAUUUUACAAAUCACAGAAGAUUUUGUUACCAGAUAUUCCAAGCCACUCAAUCCCUAUCAAAAUAUUGCUCUUGUAUCUUUAUUUUAUCUAUUUGCUGGUACUUUGGGAUCAGUUGAUAUCAAACUUCGACCAAUAAAUAUUAAUUUGGAGACAGAUCUCACUAUAAAUGCUGGAACUGGCAGUUCAGCUUCCUACUUAGUUACUCUUUCUGCGGCCUUCAUUCAGUAUAUAAGAUUUAAAGCAAAUUUUGGAAAAAAUCAGAUUAAAAAUGGGCAAACUAAACAUAGAAAUUCUGAAGUUACAAAUUCAAUUAAAUUUGACACUGAUGAUCUUCAACUGAUAUCUAAAUGGGCUUAUAAUGCUGAAAAAAUUAUUCAUGGUCCUGCAUCAGGCAUUGAUAAUACAAUUUGUACUUUUGGAUCAAUGGUUGAAUUUCGGAAAGGAUCACAACCAAGAGUAAUUGAAUUACCUACAAAGUUUCGUAUGCUACUGAUUAACAGUAUGGUAACAAGAAACACGAAAAGCAUGAUAGCCGUAGCACAGGAAACGAAAAAAGAAUUUCCAACUGUUUUUGAUUCGAUUUUAGAUGCAAUGAAUGCUGUAGCUGAAAGUGCCUUAGAAACAAUCAUUCGCCUUAGUCAACUUAAAACCGUUGUGGAACAUGAAAAUUGCGAUUCAGAAAUGGUCUCGCUUUUUAAGCGUCUAGAGAAAUUAACAGACAUGAACCAGAACCUUCUUGCUGCUAUAGGAGUUUCACACCCGAAAUUGGAUAGAAUUUGUUCAAUUUUAAAAGAGAAUGGACUACAUGGGAAACUUACUGGUGCUGGAGGCGGAGGAUUCGCUAUUGCUUUAGUGAAUCAUUACCAUCCCGAUGAUAAAAUUAAAGCUUUAAUGGAAAAAUUAGAAACGGAAGGUUUCAGUGUACAACUUACUGAUUUGGGUGGACCAGGAGUUCUUAUAGACGAAUUUAAAGUUAAUUCCUAAUACUUAGUUACUUAUUUCUUUCAUGUGUUAAUUCACUAAAAUACGUACUAGAUAAACAAGUAAAAAAUGAAACAUUAAAUAUGUUGGCCUAAACUGUAGAAAUGUCUCUUAACGAAAGUUUUUCAUGUCAAAAACAAGAAGAAUGCUUCCAUUUUCUACUAAUAAAAUACAUUAUCGUUCUCAUGCUU
Molecule: messenger RNA, 1605 nt
Organism: Agrilus planipennis (emerald ash borer)
Lineage: Eukaryota; Metazoa; Arthropoda; Insecta; Coleoptera; Buprestidae
Product: bolA-like protein 2
Exons: 5
Coding region: 92-1417 (441 amino acids)
Biological process (GO): isoprenoid biosynthetic process; cholesterol biosynthetic process; intracellular iron ion homeostasis
Cellular component (GO): cytoplasm; cytosol; nucleus
Molecular function (GO): ATP binding; mevalonate kinase activity; 2 iron, 2 sulfur cluster binding
Source: RefSeq, a predicted model, not a curated record